GCUCUGUUUUAUGGACUCUUUGUCGUUUUGACCCAAAAACCCUGAAAAUUUUGGUCCAGCAGUAACUGCUAAACCCUUUUGAUGAAAGCCAUUUACAUCUUUAAAAUCGCUCACUGCUAAACUUGUUUCUGGUUUUGGCGCUAAUUGAAAUAAAUUGGAAAAGAGUAACAGUUAAACAAAGCUUUUCCCUCUUAGGGUUUGCUUCUUCUUCUUCUUCUUUUCCUUAGCUACAGAGAAUCGGAGAUGAUGGACAUUGAUGAACCACUUGAUUUUGAAGUAGAAGAUUCUCUUCUUAUUAACCCUGUUGUUCCCAGCAAAAGGAAAAACCUUAUGGGACUGGAUGAGCUUUUGACUGAACACUACAAGGAGCAAAGCAAACUUAUUGAGAAUGAAGCCAGGAAACAGGCAAAAGCUCGGAAAUGUUAUGUGUCUGAUGAUGAGGAUAAGAAUUGCAAAGAAGCUAUGCUUGCAAGUCUUCUCGAUGAUUGCCAAAAACAGAUGAAAGCAAUUCAUAGCGUAGAAGAGAUGUCUGAAUGGGGCUUAUGUGUCUUCGGGGAGCAGAAGACUACUCCACCUCUAUCUUUUCCUGAGCUUGGAAAUUGGUCAAUUUUGCAGUCUUUCAUGAAUAAUGAGCUCAACUCUCUGGUGGGGCUUACUAAAGAGAAAGGGUGCACUUUCCUUGAAGGGUUAUUGAAAAAUGGAUGGCUCUUAAAAUUGAUAUUUAAAUGUGGCUGUGUAGAAAAAUCACUAGCUACAUGGACCUUUUUCUUAAUGCUAUAUUCAUCAAAAGAGGAGUUGAGGUCGUCUGCUUGUGAGUUUUGGUGUGCCAUUCUUUCAUCAAAAAUUCAGGUUGGCAUGCAACCCAUUGAAAUUGACCGGUACCCCAGCUAUCCUGAAUUAAAGAGUGCCCUUGAAACAUAUGGGUUUCUUUUCAAUUUUUCAUCCAACAUAUCCGCUGAAAAUAGUUCUGGUUGUAAAGGUCCACCGCAAAAUAUCAUAACCUGGAUCAAAUUUACUGCUGUUUAUUGUCAAGUAAGGUGUAAUAAGCAGUCUAUCCUUUUGACUUCAGACUGUCAAGAGCUAGCGGAAGUUAUCCUUUGUCUAUUCUUAGACCGGCGACUUCAAGGUCUCUCCGUUCUUAUGAGGAACUGUAUGCAAUCAAUUAUCAGUUCAUUCACAGAAGAAGAAUGGAUUAACAGCUACUCUAGAAUAGCGAAAUCUAUUGCCUCAAGAGUUCCUACAGACUUGAACUGCUUGCGAGCAGUGCAAUGCAUUUCAGGAGUUGAUCCUCGUACCAAACAUCUCAAAAGCGUUGUUGCCUUCGAAAUUCUUGUUAAUUGUUUUGAGAACAAGGUUCAUGAUGAUGUAGGAAUCCUUACAUUGCUUAUCUCGAUAAAUGUGAAAGAAAAGGCCUGUGAUUUCUUCAAGAUGUACAUCUAUCUGGUUUUGGCUGAAAAUUGGCUUCGAUACGAUGAAAUGUUUAGCGAUAAGCCAGUAAUUUGUGAAAUGUGGGGUGUUUUUCUACGAAACUGUUCUUGCCAAAUUAGCAGCUCGGAUUUGAGGCCUCGUGCUUCGGAAGUUCGAAAUAAAGCUGCAUUUCUUCUACAAGGCAUUGGCAACAGUUAAUCAAGCAAGGGUGCAAGUGUUGACCGAAUCACCCUGAUUCUUUGAAGAAAUAUUGGCAUUCUUGGGUGUUUAUUUUUUGGUAAAUUUUGGAAUAAUUCAUAUCUAUAUGACGAGGUUAUUCCAAAAUUAAUCCGGUUUAAUGUAUCUAAUUGUGUAGCUUAAGUACAUGUAAGUUUAACAAUGACUGCAACUUCAUACGUCUGACAUGAUGAGAUAUUAGAUUACUAGUUAAUGUAUCAAUUAAUCAAAUGUUCUUUCCUUAA
Molecule: messenger RNA, 1889 nt
Organism: Gossypium raimondii (Peruvian cotton)
Lineage: Eukaryota; Viridiplantae; Streptophyta; Magnoliopsida; Malvales; Malvaceae
Exons: 13
Coding region: 244-1626 (460 amino acids)
Source: RefSeq, a predicted model, not a curated record